CAUACUCUAACGUCGACGUUUUUUCUGGAGUGCAUAAUUUACUAAGUUUAUUACACCAACAACAACCCCACUUUUCACUCAUUUUUGUUGUCUCUUUCCUCUCUACAUUCACAGUAUUUGGCCACUCUCUUUGCCGGCCCGAAGAGGAGCCAAAAAGCAAACGAAAUUCCGGAAUUUAAAUCAAAUUCCUCCAAUUCAUCUGUUACCCGCCUCCAAUUCUGAUUGUUCUGCGGUGUGGGUUUUAACUUUUAAGUUGUCAAACAUGGUUAGCAACUUAAGUUUGGAGGAUGGAAUGAUGAUAUUGGAUGAGGCAUUUUCGAGAACAAGGAAGAUUAUGGAAGGAUAUUCUAAUGUUAAGUUCAGUGCAGAGGAGUACCAGAAAUUUUAUGAAUGUGUUUACCUGCUGUGUGUCCAGAGGACUUCUUUUGAUAAUUCCAGGAUGCUCUACGAACGAUAUCAGAAUGGUUUAGAAGAAUGCAUCUAUUCAUUGGUCCUUCCAUCGUUGGAAGAUAAAAAUGAUGCUGCUCUCUUGACUGAGCUUGUGGUGAAAUGGUCUAAUUAUCAAUUGAUGGCUAGGUGGCUGUCUAGAUUCUUUUGUUACCUUGACCGUUUUUAUAUUCCCCGUGUUGGAGCUUUUGGCCUUUUGGAGCUAGCUAUUAGAUGCUUUCACAAUCUGGUGAAUUCAAGGUGUAAUAGUAAAUUAGUUCCUGCUGCAAUAGCGUUGAUUAAUCAGGAUCGCAAUGGAGAGAAGAUUGAUAGUAACAUACUUAAGAAUGUUGUGGAGUACUUUGACAUUGUAAGAACAGUAGGAGGAACCUGCUAUGAUGAAUUUGAAAAGGCCUUGCUUGCAAAUUCUGCUGCUCACUAUUCUCAAGUUGCUUCACAUGGGCUUUUGCAUGAUUCAUGUGCUGAUUAUACAUAUAAGGUGCAAUGGUGCCUAAAUCAGGAAUCUGUAAGAUCUAGCCAAUUUCUCAACCCAACUUUAAGAGAUAAGCUUCUGCAGGUGGUCAAGUCUUGCUUAGUCGAUCAGGUUUGUACAAAGUUUGCUGAGAAGCAAAGGGCUGAAAACCAUGGCAAGUCAGCAGAUUAUCAGGAUCUGCUGUCUAAAUGUGCUGAUCUCAAUCUUGGGGAUCCUGGUUCGGAUCAAAACUGGAAUAUGGUGCAACAGCCUUGAUGUUAGUCGGAAGUAACAUAUAGUGCAAGAGCUUGAGUUUCCUCCAUACAGUGAUGUAACCAUUUUUUCUGACCGAUAUUUAAGGGUAGUACACAAUAGAUUUAUGUUUAAGAUGCUAGAUAGUUACUUGCAGGAUUCUUGUAGACAUCCUGUUGCCUGUGACUGUAUGCCUGUAUAUAUAAUGUGUUUCAACUUUUAAUAUCUUGUCGAUGUUUAGUUUCUUCA
Molecule: messenger RNA, 1399 nt
Organism: Chenopodium quinoa (quinoa)
Lineage: Eukaryota; Viridiplantae; Streptophyta; Magnoliopsida; Caryophyllales; Amaranthaceae
Product: cullin-1-like
Exons: 9
Coding region: 263-1174 (303 amino acids)
Biological process (GO): protein ubiquitination; ubiquitin-dependent protein catabolic process
Cellular component (GO): cullin-RING ubiquitin ligase complex
Molecular function (GO): ubiquitin protein ligase binding
Source: RefSeq, a predicted model, not a curated record